Molecule: messenger RNA, 1613 nt
Organism: Panthera uncia (snow leopard)
Lineage: Eukaryota; Metazoa; Chordata; Mammalia; Carnivora; Felidae
Product: mitogen-activated protein kinase 10-like
Exons: 7
Coding region: 43-963 (306 amino acids)
Biological process (GO): JNK cascade; protein phosphorylation
Cellular component (GO): nucleus; cytoplasm
Molecular function (GO): JUN kinase activity; ATP binding
Source: RefSeq, a predicted model, not a curated record
GAUAAACAAGUGGAUGUGUCAUAUAUUGCCAAACAUUACAACAUGAGCAAAAGCAAAGUUGACAACCAAUUCUACAGUGUGGAAGUGGGAGACUCAACCUUCACAGUUCUCAAGCGCUACCAGAAUUUAAAGCCUAUUGGCUCUGGGGCUCAGGGAAUAGUUUGUGCUGCGUAUGAUGCCGUUCUUGACAGAAAUGUGGCCAUUAAGAAGCUCAGCAGACCCUUUCAGAACCAAACGCAUGCCAAGAGAGCUUACCGGGAGCUAGUCCUCAUGAAGUGUGUGAACCAUAAAAACAUUAUUAGUUUAUUAAAUGUCUUCACACCCCAGAAAACACUGGAGGAGUUCCAGGAUGUUUACUUAGUAAUGGAACUGAUGGAUGCCAACUUGUGUCAGGUGAUUCAGAUGGAAUUAGACCAUGAGCGAAUGUCUUACCUGCUAUACCAAAUGUUGUGUGGCAUCAAGCACCUCCACUCUGCUGGAAUUAUUCACAGGGAUUUAAAACCAAGUAACAUUGUAGUCAAGUCUGAUUGUACAUUGAAAAUCCUCGACUUUGGACUCGCCAGGACGGCAGGCACAAGUUUCAUGAUGACUCCUUAUGUGGUUACCCGUUAUUAUAGAGCCCCUGAGGUUAUUCUGGGAAUGGGCUACAAGGAGAACGUGGAUAUAUGGUCUGUGGGAUGCAUUAUGGGAGAAAUGGUUCGCCACAAAAUCCUCUUUCCAGGAAGGGACUAUAUUGACCAGUGGAACAAGGUGAUUGAGCAAUUAGGAACGCCAUGCCCAGAAUUCAUGAAGAAAUUGCAACCCACAGUAAGAAACUAUGUGGAGAAUCGGCCCAAGUAUGCAGGACUCACCUUCCCCAAGCUCUUUCCAGAUUCCCUCUUCCCAGCGGACUCCGAGCACAAUAAACUCAAAGGUAUGUCCACCAGGGACAAUUUCAGAACCACCGUGUGGGUGAUGGUCUAAAGAAGCAAAUGAUAGAGACGCCUCUCUUUAACUACCUCAAUUUAAGGAAUAUUUAUUUAAGCUUGUUUAUUUAUUUUGAGAGAGUGCGUGCGUGCGCGUGAGAGAAAACAAGUGGGGGAGGGGCAGAGAGAGAGAGAGAGAGAGAGAGAGAGUCUCAAGCAGGCUCUGUGUGGUCAGCAUGGAGACUGACAUAGGGCUGGUACUCAUGAAUGGUGAGAUCAUGACCUAAGCAGAAAUCAAGAGUCUGUUGCUUAACCAACUGAGCCAGGUGCCCCAUAAAUUUAAAGAGUAUUUUUAGAAGACCUUUUUUAAAAAAAAUUAAUUAAAAGAAAAAAAAUAUUAUUAAGGGCAUGUGGCCAAGGAUUUUAGAAUUGUGUAGAUAUUCAGAGGGUAAGAUAGUUAUAAAGGAUGUGACAGUGGUAUGGGUUAAUUAUGUCAUGAGGCUUAUUUAAAAUCUUAAAAUUCUUUUGCAGUGUAACUCUAAAAGACCAAAGUGAUAUACAUUGAAAUCAUUGUUCUAAUUCUUUUUAUUACCUGGAGAACACUUUCAACACAAGUUUUUAGUUAUAAAAUCUUGGAGAUGCAGGUGUUUGCAUUUUCUUUUAUUUAUAUUUUAUGGAAUAUUUAACCACCAUUUUUUCCAUUUUAGA